CCUACAAAUGUUUCAAAAAGUGUGCCUCUUUUAAAAAGUCAUUUUAAAAGUACAUAUAUUAUGAAAUAAAAAAUCUAAAAAUCAAGAAAAUGUGCGACGUACAAAAGCUGCUCGAUGGUCUAUACCUGACUUUCACCAAAUACAAGGAGUUGCGAAAAAAUGAAAUGGUUGAGAUCCUAAAACGUGUGCGCUGCUGUGAUUGCGGCCACAAAAAAAGGCUUGAUAGGGCCUUGAUGUGCAAGUCAAAAUGCCCGAAAUCCCCAGCUCAGGGUCGCAGGAUGAGCUUUCUUCUCGUCGCCUGUUUCGGAUUGCUUAUCCUGAUCUCCAUAUAUGUGAUCUACAUGGCCCGCCGAUACAAUCAUGUUCGAGCCUAUGGCAGCAACGCGUGCGGGUCGAGUUUUUUCUAUAGCUACAAGGACUGCGAAGUGUUCUACUAAAGGACUCUGGCACCAAAUCUCACUUACCUGCUUUUAUUUUUGAAAUCACACACUGGUAAAUGUUGCUGUUUUGAUUCUAUGGCUUAAGUUGCAUGUUUUUUUUCAUUCUUAAAUAUGUUUGUCCAGUGAAAAAAUGUGUAAUUUAAUUUGUAUUUUAUAGAUUUUACUAAGAAAAUUAUAAGUUUGAAGUUUGUAAAGAAGCCAGUGAGAUUUUAAACAAAAAUGUUACCUAUAAAAAAGUGAGAUUGAAUAUAUUCCUCAUUGUUCACUUA
Molecule: messenger RNA, 709 nt
Organism: Drosophila biarmipes
Lineage: Eukaryota; Metazoa; Arthropoda; Insecta; Diptera; Drosophilidae
Exons: 1
Coding region: 90-437 (115 amino acids)
Source: RefSeq, a predicted model, not a curated record